Molecule: messenger RNA, 5341 nt
Organism: Esox lucius (northern pike)
Lineage: Eukaryota; Metazoa; Chordata; Actinopteri; Esociformes; Esocidae
Gene: abcc10
Product: ATP-binding cassette, sub-family C (CFTR/MRP), member 10
Exons: 22
Coding region: 122-4792 (1556 amino acids)
Biological process (GO): transmembrane transport
Cellular component (GO): membrane
Molecular function (GO): ABC-type transporter activity; ATP hydrolysis activity; ATP binding
Source: RefSeq, a predicted model, not a curated record
AGGCUACAACGAUAGUCACUUUUGUCACCUAACGCAGGUAGCAGUGCUGCAGCAAGCAGGAAUGAAGGACAAUUUGACUUUCCACACUGAGUAGAUUGUAUUACUGAUAGAUGAGUGGACCAUGGGGGUAGGCAUCAUGGCUGAUUUUGGCCCCAGGGAGUUCAUCUCAGGACUGUGCCACACAGAUUCCCUCAACCCAUUCCCUGUGUGGCAGGAUGGAGCCAUCAGCCACUGCUUUAACCAGCUGAUCCUGGGAGCCCUUGCUCACUGUGUCGUGGCAGUGUUUAGUGCCUGCUACCUGAGUGCUCAGAGAUGCAGCCUCUUCCGGUCCUCUCCCCCGUGCGCCUGGGGCUUCCGGUUGACCUCCGCCCUGCUGGUGGCCUUGCUGUUCCUGGGGGACGUGAUCCUGGUGGCCCUUCUCCAUCAGGGGGACGUGUACCUAGAUGUUCUGGCAGACGGCUGUGCCAUCCUUGCCUGGCUUGUUCACUUCGGGGCCCUGCUGGUCCUCCGGGGGUCUGUUUACAGAACAACCAGGGGUCCAUGUACCUUACUACUGCUGGUCCUGUUGCCUCUCCCUAACCUGGUAGUCACACUGCUGGCUUAUGCCCAGGAUGCCACCUACCUGGACCUGGGGGAGCCCCUUAGGGUGGCACGGCUGGCGCUUGCCGCCGCCCGGGUCCUCCCUCUCCUGGCCUACCUCCUGGCCUUUGGUGCUCCCUGUGUCGCCGAACGGAGCUAUGCCUCAAUGUCAGUCAAUGAUGCGGAUGAUUCUCUCCUCAUCCCGGAGAGUUCUCUCCAGGACACCGGGGAGAUGGUGGCGGAGGACGAAUGUAGCUGCGUCUCCCGGCUGCUCUACCUGUGGUUGAACCCGCUGUUGAGGCGCGGGCGGCGUGGCGAGCUGGAGAGGCCGUGCGACGUCUACCUCCUUCCUCGGAAGCUCCGCACAGACGCAGUGCGCCGCCACUUCUUCCGCUGCUGGGAGGACUGCCAACAGGGGGCAGCAGCACAGAGAGGGAACACUACAACCAGGCCUAUAAGCAAGAGCCUACAGAACGGGUCAUGGACCUCACCUCUCCACGAGGAUCAAUCUGACACAAUAGUAGAGCACGUGGGACUGUUGAAAGUGUUGCACAAAGCCUUUGGACCGUGGUACUACCUCCUUGGUUUGCUGAAGCUAGCGUGCAAAGUGCUAGGCUUUGCAGGGCCUCUGCUCCUCAGCAGCCUGGUGAACUAUAUGGAGGAGGAGGACGCCCCCAUCAGCUGGGGGGCCUGGUGUGCAGCGGGACUCUUCUUCAGCACAUUCACGUCAGCCAUCAUCCGGAACCUCUUCAUCUUCGAGGUUUCUAAGGUCGCCCUGACGGCACGCGCUGCUCUCGUCACUGCCGUCUACCGCAAGGCGCUGCGGGUGAGCGGAGGCAGCCUGGCCGCUCGGUUCACCCUUGGCGAGGUGGUCAACCUCAUGAGCACGGACGCGGACCGUGUGGUCGGCUUCUUCAACAGUUUCCAUGAAGUUUGGAGCCUGCCCUUCCAGUUGUCAGUCGCUCUCUACCUUCUGUACCUCCAAGUUGGGGUGGCGUUUCUAGGGGGGCUGGGCGUGGCUCUGCUGCUGGUGCCGCUCAACAAGGUGCUGGCCACACGUAUCGUGGAGAACAACAAGCACAUGCUCGCGUACAAGGACAGCCGUGUCAAGCUAAUGACUGAGGUCCUCUACGGAAUACGAGUCAUCAAGUUCUACAACUGGGAGGCUCACUUCGCCCGGAGGAUAGCCGGCUACCGGGAACAGGAGCUGUCGCACCUCAAGGCCACCAAGUACUUGGAUGCGUUGUGCGUGUACACCUGGGCUGCCCUACCUAUAGUCAUCUCUAUUCUCACGUUCAUCACGUAUGUUCUGCUGGGCCACCAACUCACCGCGGCCAAGGUGUUCACCACUCUGGCUCUGGUGGGCAUGCUGAUCCUUCCACUGAACAGCUUUCCCUGGGUCCUCAACAGCACCCUGGAGGCCAAGGUUUCCCUGGACCGCAUCCAGCGCUUCAUAAAGCUGCCCGACCAGGACCUCGGCGCGUACUACAGCCACGUGGCCCCUGAGGACCCCCGGGUCACCAUUGUGAUAAGUCGGGGCACGUUCUCAUGGUUGGGGCCUGGGAGACCCGGCCAAACCCCAGAGAGGGAGGCGGAGGGAGACACGGCGUCCCCUGGGGGCAGUCUGCUCUUACGUUGCCUCGACCUUACCGUCUCUAAGGGCUUGCUUGUGGUGGUGGUGGGCAAGGUGGGUUGUGGGAAGAGCUCUCUGCUUGCAGCCAUCACCGGAGAACUCAGCAGGCUUGGAGGGACCGUGUACGUCCAGGGCAGGGAGGACGGCUUCGGCCUGGCUGCUCAGGAACCGUGGAUCCAGCAUGCAACAGUGCGUGACAACAUCCUGUUUGGCAGGGACUACGACAGCGGCUUCUACCAGGCUGUGGUCGAGGCCUGCGCUCUAACAGAUGACCUCAACAUUUUACCUAAUGGGGACAGGACCGAGGUGGGGGAAAACGGAGUUACGUUAAGUGGAGGACAGAAAGCCCGUCUGGCCUUGGCCAGAGCUGUUUACAUGGAGAAGGACAUCUACCUCCUCGAUGAUCCACUGGCAGCAGUAGAUGCUGACGUGGCCUGUCACCUCAUGGAGAAAUGCAUAAUGGGAAUCCUCGGUAGCAAGACCAGAAUCCUUUGCACCCACCGAAUCGAGUUUGUGGACAAAGCUGACGUGGUGAUCCUCAUGGAAAAUGGAACGAUUAUCAAAACGGGUUCACCUGAAGAGGUCCUGCCUUUGGUGGAAGCAGUGCCAAAGAACCGGAAGAACCAUAAUAAUGUAAAAGAUCAAGAUGUUACUGAGCAAGAGGAGAAUCUGAGUCUGCCCAAUGAGCUUCGUGUGGAGGAGGAGUGUUCUUUGUUGGGGGAGGAGCAGAAGGCGGUGGGCGGGCUGUCCUGGAAGGUUUACCACGCCUACUGGAGAGCGGUGGGAGGAGCCCUGGCUGGGUCUGUCCUCCUGGCACUACUCCUGAUGCAAGGCACUAAGAAUUUGUCAGACUGGUGGCUGUCCUACUGGAUCUCCAACCUGAAGAACAAUGGUUCCGCCCACAAUCCUCUCACACCUGCCUAUACCUCACCUCACCUGCUGCUCUUCUUUCCUGGAGGACUUGUGUCCUCCGUCACUACUGUGGUAACGGCCCCUUCCUCCAACAUGAGCGCUGAGGUGAAUUUCUAUCUGACUGUGUAUGGUUCCGUUGCGGGGGCUAACACGGUCUUCACGGCCUUCCGAGCCUUCCUCUUCGCCUAUGGAGGCAUCCGCGCCGCGUCCGUCAUCCACAACAGACUGCUCAGCACAGUCCUCAAGGCUACGGUGACCUUCUUUGACACCACGCCUCUGGGCCGCGUCUUAAACCGCUUCUCGGCCGACCUGUACAGCGUGGACGACACGCUUCCGUUCGUGCUCAACAUCCUGCUGGCCAACGUCUUCGGCCUGCUGGGCACGCUGGUGGUGAUGGGCUAUGGCCUUCCCUGGGUCCUGUUGCCCGUCCUGCCCCUGGGCCUGCUCUACCACCGCGCGCAGCGCUUCUACCGGCACACGUCCAGAGAGCUGAAGCGCCUGUCCAGCGUCACCCUGUCCCCGCUCUACUCCCACUUCUCGGAGACGCUGAGCGGCCUGGCGACCAUCCGAGCGUGUUCCGGCGCGGCCAGGUUCGAGGAGGAGAACGAGAAGCGACUGGAGCUGAACCAGCGCUGCCGGUUCCUUAGCAACGCCGCCAUGCAGUGGCUGGACAUCCGACUGCAGAUGAUUGGUGUGGCCGUGGUGACGGCCAUCAGUGUCAUCGCCGUCAUCCAGCACCAGUACAAAUCCAUCGACCCAGGUCUGGUUGGUCUGUCCUUGGCUUAUGCCCUGUCCAUUACGGACCGGCUAUCAGGCCUCAUUUUCAGCUUCACCCAGACAGAGAUGCAGCUGGUGAGUGUGGAGCGGACGGAGGAGUACUCCAACAGCCUGCCCACUGAGCCCCAGCAGGACAACCCCCAGGUUCCCGCCUCGUGGCCGGAGCUGGGUUGGGUGGAGUUCCGCGGGGCAGUUCUGGCUUACAGAGAGGGGCUUCCCAACGCCCUGGACGGGGUGAGCCUGAUGGUCCGGCCUGGGGAGAAGGUGGGGGUGGUUGGCCGGACAGGCUCAGGCAAGUCCACCCUGUUUCUGGCCCUCUUCCGAAUGGUGGAACUGAACCAGGGUCAGAUCUUACUGGACGGAGUGGACACCAGCCAGGUGGGACUGACCCAGCUCAGGUCAAAGCUGGCCAUCAUCCCCCAGGACCCGUUCCUGUUUAGUGGGACGGUGAGGGAGAACCUGGACCCCUGUGGACUUCACCCUGACCACCAACUAAUGGACGCCCUGGGGCACUGUCACCUAAUCCCUCUCAUUAACCGCAUCGGAGGACUUGAAGCAGAGGUGGGAGAGAGGGGGAGGUCUCUAUCCCUGGGACAGAGACAGCUGCUGUGUCUGGCCAGGGCCCUGCUGACCGAGGCCAAAAUUCUGUGUAUCGACGAAGCCACGGCCAGCGUUGACCAAAAGACUGACAAGCUGCUACAGCAGACGAUCAGAGAGAAGUUCCAAGAUAAGACGGUCCUCACCAUUGCCCAUAGAAUUAACACCAUCAUGGACUCGGACAGGGUGCUUGUGAUGCAUUCUGGGAAGGUGGUGGAGUAUGACACCCCCGCUGCUCUGUGCCAAAGAGAGGACUCUAUGUUCUCCAAACUUGUUGGUGGGAGGAGAGAGUGAGAGGAAACCCAGAGGACUGAUGACAGUGGGAUCUCCCACUGUCAUCAUUGGAGGCCUGGCUUGCUGGACCUACCAGCCACGCAUUCAAGGGAGUUGGUAGAAGUUUCCCAUAACCAAAGGUCCCGAGUCAGAUGUUUUAUCCCUGUAAUGGUUAAAUGAAGUGGUGUUCCCUGAUCUGUGGUUAAGGAUAGAGACCUAACACUCUCCAAUCCCCACACUUAAUGACCGUUUGACAUCAGGGAGGGUCUGUAAAUUAGGAAACCUAAAUGUUUUUUUUUGCUUUUUUCCUUUUGAAUGGAAUAUCAUUCCACUGCUAAGAUACAUUUUACGUGACAGGUCAUUUACUUAAAUUAUGAAUAUCUGAGAUUUCAACCUAUUUUCUAGUAAAACAACUGUAUAUUGAGAAAUGUUGUGCUGUCUGAUAAUGUACUGUAAGAGAGAACAUCUCAGGAAGGAUUCAUGUCUUCUGCACUUUGUUGUGGUCAGUACUAAUGUCAUUAUGGAUAUGAAUGUUUAUUUUGUUACAGUAAACACCACUGGCUUUACACA